AUGGAUGUACUAGAUCCUCUCCUCCAUUUCUCUCCUACCAUCUCCCUUCUGUUGGGGGCUGUUGCUGUCGUGCUCGUCCUCUGUCUUGUCUCCAGUAGUUUCACCUCCCAGGAAAUAGGGAAUGAGCCUCCAGGACCGAGGCCUCUGCCCCUGUUUGGCAACCUGUUGCAGCUGGAUCUCAAGAGACCCCACACCACUCUUUGCAAGCUUUCCAAGAAAUAUGGAUCAGUGUUCACAGUAUAUUUUGGACCCAAGAAAGUGGUAGUCCUGGCGGGAUACAAGACAGUGAAGCAGGCACUGGUCAACCAUGCUGUGGAAUUUGGAGACAGAGAGAUUUUGCCAGUAGCCAACGACUUAAGUAGUCCACAUGGAGUAUUAUUUUCCAAUGGGGAAUUUUGGCAAGAAAUGAGACGUUUUGCCCUCAGCAACCUAAGAGACUUUGGGAUGGGCAAAACAGCAGCAGAGAAUAGAAUUGUCGAGGAGAUUCAGUAUCUGAUCCAAGUGUUUGAACAACAUCAAGGUAAACCCUUUGAUACUACCCAGUCAAUAAAUUAUGCCGUUUCCAAUGUCAUCUCUACAAUUGUCUAUGGCAGCAGAUUUGAAUACAACGAUCCAGAGUUUACACGUAUGGUAGACCGAGCCAAUGAGAACAUUCGACUUUCAGGCUCUCCCUCAAUACAGCUGUACAACAUUUUCCCCUGGAUGGGCAAAUGGACAAGGAAUAGGAUGCGUAUCAGGAAGAAUGUUGCUGACAACAGAGAACAAAUAAGGCAGUUGGUCAGACAUUUACAAGAAACUUUGAAUACUCAAGUGUGCAGAGGAUUUGUGGACUCCUUUCUGGCCCACAGAGAGAAGCUAGAGGACGCAGAGAAUAAAGACUCCUGCUACAACACACAGAACCUUCUGUCAACUGUUUCCAACAUCUUUGCGGCUGGUACUGAUACUACAGGAACUACACUGAGAUGGGCUUUGUUGCUCAUGGUCAAAUAUCCUGAUAUACAAGACCAGGUCCAGGGGGAGCUGAGCAGGGUGGUUGGAAACCGUCAGAUCAGAGUAGAAGACAGGAAGAACCUGCCCUACACCAAUGCUGUCAUCCAUGAAACACAGAGAAUGGCUAGUAUCCUUCCUAUGUCUCUUCCUCACACCACCAGCAAAGAUGUCAAUUUCCAGGGCUAUUUUAUUAGAAAGGGGACCACUGUGUACCCUCUUUUGGCAUCUGUUCUUUGGGAUGAGAGUGAAUGGGAGAGCCCACACACCUUUAAUCCUGCCCAUUUCUUGGACAAGGAUGGGAAGUUUGUCAAGAGAGAUGCCUUCAUGCCUUUCUCUGCAGGUCGCAGGGUGUGUCUUGGAGAGAGUCUGGCUAGGAUGGAGCUGUUCCUCUUCUUUACCUCCCUCCUGCAGCGCUUUCGUUUCACUCCUCCACCUGGAGUGAAAGAGGAUGACCUGGAUCUGACACCAGUUGUGGGCUUCACCCUCAACCCUUCACCCCAUAAACUGUGUGCUGUCGUAUGCAUAUGAGGAAGAGGAUUUGCAUUAGACCUGCUUUUGCCAGAUUUCCAUUACUACUGAUUCUAUUUGAAAAAACAGAAAAAGCAGUAAGCAGGAAUGUCUAAUAUGAUCUGCUUCUACAAGACCUUUUGUACAUUAGUGGCAGGGAGAAAUGAAUAAACUCUAGAUGUUUUUUCUAUUAUGAGGGGGGUGCAAUUGGUCUCACAUAAUCAAUUAUACUGUAAAAUUAAAGCACUUCAAAAUAAGCAUUAUUGACAUAAAUCAAUCCAGUAUCACACUUAAAAUCUGAAAAGGAGCAAAAUAAAAUUGUAAAGUUGCA
Thunnus maccoyii (southern bluefin tuna) is the source of this 1828-nucleotide messenger RNA. Its product is annotated as cytochrome P450 2K1-like. The record is from RefSeq and is a predicted model, not a curated record. Gene Ontology annotation, biological process: xenobiotic metabolic process. Gene Ontology annotation, molecular function: heme binding; iron ion binding; oxidoreductase activity, acting on paired donors, with incorporation or reduction of molecular oxygen, reduced flavin or flavoprotein as one donor, and incorporation of one atom of oxygen. Gene Ontology annotation, cellular component: intracellular membrane-bounded organelle; cytoplasm. NCBI's taxonomy places the organism in Eukaryota, Metazoa, Chordata, Actinopteri, Scombriformes, Scombridae. Bases 1 to 1518 code for a protein of 505 amino acids. The transcript has 10 exons.